UCAACAUAGGAAAGCUGUAGCAUAUGACUUACGUUUAUUUGUAAAGAGUAUAUUUUAGUCGUGUCAUAUUCCUAUGUCAGUAGUACCAAUUUACAUCUAAUUUUAACGUAUGUUAGGUACUUUUCUUAAAGUUCUAAACGAUUAAACAGCUUGAGAAAUUUAACAGUUAUUAACAUUUUGCCAAAGACUAACAUGAGUAACAGUGCCACUGCUAGUCAACAACGAAGUACAGAAGAAACUGAAGCAAUGUUUACUGGAGUGAAGUUGACCGUUGAUGGGGAAAACGAAACUUCCAUCAAUCACGGGGACGAGGGAGAGGGCAGUGAACAACAAAGUGUCAAUAAUACACUAUCGGCUGAUCAAGUACAUAACUCUGAGCUUCCGAUGAAUGCUGACAGGUCUGUGGCUUCAAGAUAUUCUUCUAGUCGCCCUCUAACAGAAGAGGAAAUACAGAGUUUCUUUGCAUUUCGGAGGCAGAUUAUUCAUCAGAGAACUGCAAGUUCAACCGGUGUUUACAAAGUAUUAUCUGCAAAAUUUGGGUCCAUGAAACCUAAAGUAAUCAACCCUCCAUAUCAACCUUUUGGAACUUUUAGCAGUUCAUUGGUCUUUGGAUCAUUUUCUCCAGUUGUAUGA
Molecule: messenger RNA, 633 nt
Organism: Limulus polyphemus (Atlantic horseshoe crab)
Lineage: Eukaryota; Metazoa; Arthropoda; Merostomata; Xiphosura; Limulidae
Exons: 4
Coding region: 193-633 (146 amino acids)
Source: RefSeq, a predicted model, not a curated record